UAUAUGUAUAUUUCUCAAAGCCGGGUUGUUGUUGUUGUUGUUUUUAUGUUAAACCAUCUGUAUUUCAUAUUAAUUUUGUAUUUUAAAAAAAGAUAGGAGGGAGAAUUAAAAGAACGAAACAGGGUAACUAUGAUCGAUUUAAUGACGAGAUUUGUGAUUGGAGAAGACGCCCGUGUUGUGAUAAGCCCACUUUUCUGUGAUUGGUGACGGUGAUGAUACUCACGCUAUGGUGUCUCUACUAAUUUUUUUUUUAUAUUCACGUCUGGCCCAUCCAAUGCUGUAAGCAAAGCAGACAUACAAGUUAUGGCACAUGGUAUUAUUGACCCAGGUGCUCGUCCGCCAUACACACGCGUUUGAUGAACUUCUUUCUCGGCAGAAAAAAAAACUUUGUUGCUGAUGCGGGCAAUACGCGGUACGGUAAUACAGCGGCUUGUGUACCUGUAGUCCACAUGUAUCGUAGUCGGUCGUAACCUCUCCACCGCGCGGCACACACUAAUCAGAUCUGAAAAUAAAGUGCGUACACUUGAUGCGGUAAGUGGUGUCUAGAUGAAAUGUGUAAUGGAGAGGUGGGAUUAAGAUAUUUAUUUGAUUUCAUUCAGGCUGUCUGUCGAAGACGCCAGUUAUCACUGUACAGUAUGAUAUAGACAUACUGUCUGCAAUCCCGACCAGGCGAGAGUGACCGUAACCAAACGUAAUCAGCUGAAGCUUUUGAUUUUUUCCACUGAAAGAGAAAAAAAUGCUGCGGUACUCAAAUCGUAGAGUGGAAUAGACAACAGAAUGAAAAAAUGAACAUUCAAGGAUUUUUCGAAUUGAUCAACGGGCAUCGAACCCUUGGUUUUACUGAGGGGCCAUGAUGUGUAUUCGUGAUCCUCAAUCCGGGUUCCUGAGACCCCCGGACAGGUGUCUGCCCUAUGAAGCCUACCCACCGGACGAGUUCCACCCCUUCAUCGAGGCUUUGCUGCCUCAUGUGAAGGCUUUCUCCUACACAUGGUUUAAUCUACAGGCAGCCAAACGCAAAUAUUACAAAAAACAUGAGAAACGGAUGUCAAUGGAGGAAGAAAGAAGAGUGAAAGAAGAAUUACAGAACGAAAAACCAGAAAUCAAACAGAAAUGGGCUUCAAGAUUGUUGGCAAAAUUACGGAAAGAUAUAACUCAGGAAUGUCGAGAGGACUUUGUGCUAAGUGUGACUAACAAAAGACCUCCAAUAUGCGUGUUGAGUAACCCAGAUCAGAAGGGCAAAAUGCGUCGUAUUGACUGCCUACGCCAGGCAGACAAAGUGUGGCGUUUGGACCUGGUGAUGGUGAUUUUGUUUAAAGCUAUUCCACUAGAAAGCACGGAUGGAGAGCGUCUGGAGAAAUCCAUGGACUGUGUUAAUCCUUUGUUGUGUGUGAAUCCGCAUCAUAUAAGCGUUUCUGUGAGAGAAUUAGACCUGUACCUUGCAAAUUUUAUUCACAGUUAUGUUCCUGACCCCCGAAAUGAUUAUGUGGACUUGCAACAAAUGAACAGUGACCAAGAUAUCAAAGUGCCUGGAAAUAUCCAUUCUGGCGUUUCUGGAAAUGACAGCAUCAUGGCAACAGGAGUGUUCUCGGCACGAGAGUUACUGAGGGUCACACGGCCUUCUAUAAUGAUGCCACCUAACGGAACACACUCCAUGCUACCUCCACAGAAGCAGAUGGAUAGUCCAGGUAGUUAUUAUAACUACAGUCCCCACCCCCAGGAUCAACCCAUGGGCUCCGGGAUGCACCCUGGUAUGUCCAAUGGACAGUCUGCCCUGAGCCCUUCAGGGCAUCCUCACAAACGUCUGAAACGCAAUACUAUCAGCUCGAUCUCAUCAGCCGACGAAGACGCGGAAAGUGUUGGGGAUGAAAGUGAAAGUAUGAGCAGCUACUAUGGGAAAUCCUCUUCUACGCUGAACAGCAGCGGGUCAUCAGGAUGGCAGGAGGGCGGUCACAUGGCAGAUCCAGGUGUAGCACCUAGCCCAGCCAUGCAUUCAUCAACUCUUGUCAUCCUCGCUAAUAAACCAAAGAUUAACGAAGCUAACAGCGGCUUUACGCCCGUAACAUCCGGCAACACACUCAUCUUGCAGCAUGUGCCCCCAAGCAGCAGCACCCCUCCACGGGACGCCCCCACUCCGGGUGAGAUGCAGGCCAGGCCCCCCUCCCGAUCCACACCCCCUCUUAGUGCUAGUACAGGGCUUCAGCAGCCUCUUGUAUUGUCCGCGGGGGCAGCUCCGGGCCCCAGUCACCACGCUAUGAAGUAUCAGGAACAUCCUGGAGGAGACACUUUUUCAGAUUUCGUUUCUUUGGUCUGUCAAGAGGCCCAGAACUCUCACAGUCAGUCAAGUUCUACCACACCACCAAUGAAGAGUCCCACAAAACUGCCGCAUUUCUUCUCACCUGGUAUGUUGCCCCCACCACCGCCACCUCCACCCACAGUGGCACGACCUGUGGCCAUUUUACGGACGUCUGAUGGACAAACCGUCAUUAGCAGUGGAAGCGCUGUCAUGACAUCCAACUCAUCUUCAAACACCAGUUUGGGGGUGAGUAGCUCCCCAGGCACUCCUCCUGUCAACAGGACCAUUAUGAGCAGUCCUUUUUCGGUUCUAACAAGGCCAGAGCAUGCCUUUCCUCACAUACACCCACAAGCACAUCAGUAUCCUUUAUGGGACACAUUGAAUGUAAAGGAAGAAAAAAAUUUAUCCUAUGUUUUUACUUAUCCCAGUCUGAGCCCAGUCAAUGCAAUCAGUGGGGUCAUUAGCCCCACCACUCUCAGCCUGAUUGCAUCUCCUGUAGCAACACCCCGGUCAACUCCAAGAUCCACUCCUAUCCCACGCUGGACCACGCCUUUUAUUCCCCUAGAUGAGGGCAUGGGGAUGGAUUACAACAUGCUGGCAAGUUUCAUGCAUGGCGUCAACAGUGAUGAACCUUUACUGAAUGAAGAUCGCUUUUUUGCACACAGCAAUGAAGGAAUGGAAGGUUCAAGCAACUCCAACAAUGGUCAUCAUACGGGUACAUCAAGCGGGAGUGGAGGGGGGUCGUCCCACAGUUCUCACCCCCCAGGGACACCUCAGGCCCCCAGCAGCUCCAAACCUCACACCUCCUCUCAACAGCAAACUUGAUGUAGACAGAAAACCACAGAAUGAUCAGAAGUGACCUUUGAACUUGCAAACAACAUGUUGCAGGCUGUGAUAUUUUUAAGGAGUUGGGUUUUUGUUAAUAGAUCUGAUUUUUGUUUGUUUGUAUUUUUUUUUUCCAAGCUAGUCAUGUAAAUCAGACAUCUGGUGAAAUGUCGUUUUAAUGUUGAAAAUUGGAAAGAAAAAAGAAAGUACUGAAAAGGGGGAAAUAUUAUUUAUGUCAUGUCUAAGAACAAAGAUAAAUAAUGCUUCCCUUGUUUGUCGUACAUCCCAAUGUGAACAACUCCUCUUGCCGAAUGUGCCAAUUUUGGACUCUUCAUUGUCCACGUUUUUUCUGAUCAUUUUGUGGCCCGGUUAAGUGCUCUGAAUUUGGCUGUGAUAGCAUUAUUAUGUAUUUGUGUCAUGUGUCCACAAGUCUGUUUGUCUAAGACAUUGCAAGUUAAUCUUCCAUUCUUUUUCUAUUAGCUCACCUUUGAAAAGGUAGGAAAAAAUCUAGACUGACUUUUUUCCCCAAACAUUCCAAGAAUGUAUUUGUUUCUACCUGAGUGUUACAGCCAUGGCUCUCAAACAAUCAGAGGUGAUCUUAAUGUAUCAUUUCUUGGAUCAGGUUUUCAUAAUAUCUCUGUGUUUUUAAAAAAUAUGCAUGAAAUUUGGAAAAAAAAAAUUAACAGGGUGUGCAAAAUAUUAUAAUCAGGUGUGUGUACAAUUAUUUUUUAAUAACAUUAUGUCUGUACUCAGCAUUGAGAUUGUUAAAAGCUUUAGUUUGUAUUCCCUUAAUGUGCUAUUAAGUAUUAAUUGUGUAUUAAUUGUAUUGGGUGAUAUUAUAUGUACAAGAGCCAAAUACUUUGAUAAAAAAAAAUAAUACUAAGUUUGUCUAGUACAUGUUUACUUGUACAUAGAGUUUCUGACAAAUUCGAUGAAUCUAUGCAAAUAAUGCAUUGAUAUGAAAGUAGACAUACAUGUAGUAUGUGCAAAUUAUAUGUGUCUUUGUAGCCCCAAUUUGUCACUACUUAAAAAUCAUUCUUGUAUUUAGUAAUGCAGUAUAUUACAUGUUUGUGCACAUAAACUAGUCACACACGUACUGUGUAAAUUGCUUGAAAAUUGCAAGGUUGCAUCUAUUGAAUUAAUCCUAGAAAAUGAAAUAUGCAAGUUUUUAAUCCAUUUGUCAUAGAAAAUUCCAUGCUUGUCAAGGGAUUUCCCAUAUUUUUCAGUAUUUAGUUUCUUGCCUCCUUGAUAAUUGUAGUGGUCUCCCUUGUCAUGGAAAGUGAAGGAAGGAUUUAAACUGGAAAUGUAUUGACACAAAUCCUAUAAUCAUGUUUAUUGUUUUAGAAUUGUAUUUUAUGAUAUAUAUGAGCAAGAUUUUCUUGUGAUUUGGAAAGUUGUUUGUUUCAUGUUAAACAUAACAUAUUCAACAUAUCAUUUGGUGGACGAGCACUUUCAAUUAUAUCUAUAAUUGUUUAUCAUUUUAAAGUGCACACAGUCUUCAAGGGACUGUCAAGAUUGUAAAUAAUAAGUAUUCAAAAAUGACUUAUCUUUUAAAGUUUAAGUAGUCCUCAUACAACGGUACAAUGUCAUACAAAGAUACAAUCGAAUGAAGUCCUGGGUAGGUCACGAUAUUUAUGAAAAAUAAAAUUAUGUACUUUGAACUCUUUGUAGGAUGUUAAUUAACCUUCAAUAAUCAAAUGUACAGUUUGUAAGUGGUACUCUAAUGAGCUUGUAUACAACAAGUUUGUGUUAAUGUUGUGAAUGAUACCACAACUACCUCGUAAAUUACUAUGUGAUAACAGAGAGUUUUCCAUCCAGAUUUAUGCAAAUGUUGGCCAUCUUGCUUUUAUCAUUUAUAAAUUUUUCCAUUAAAAUUUGCCCGGAAGAAAUUUUAUGAAGUUGAUAGAAAAAAGAAUUGUUUUCACUAGUAAAUCUAUUUUAAAGGAAUUUGCAUGUUGUAAUUUUUUUUUUCUUUUUGGUUAAGGCACACAUAUACUGAUAGGCAGUUCAGCCCCUCAAAAGUUUCGGUAAAUUUGACCAAAAUGGGCAAAAUACCUUGUACUCGGACAUGUGAUUUAUUUUGGACUAUAAACAAAUGAGCCAACAUUUUGUGAGGGCAGACUUCCAGAGUAUGACUUGGCAUUGUCUGACUGUCACCCCCCAGUUGUCAUUGUCCUUGUAAUGUUUGUGUAAUCUUUGUACAAAUCUGUCUUUAUUUCCCCAAAUACCACCAAUCUAUGCAGCUAUGUGUUGUUUAUAAUUACUUCUUUUUUUAUCAUUGCAAAGCCAUCUGUCAUAAUUUAUUUAUUGGCUAUUGUGCAUAGUAGAAUAGGUCCCUUAGAUUUCGAACCUUAAAGCAAAAAGCAAAAAAAGACAAUUUAAGCGUGGUUGAGUGUUGAAUUACUACAAUCUACAAAUGGAUAAUCUUUACAGCCUUUUGAAAUAAAAAGAUUACUGUGUGUUGUUACAAAAGUGGUUUGUAAAUCAAUUAAUCCCAGAGAACUUUCUCAUAUUUAUUAGAAAUAAAUCUGAAAUUUAAAAAAAAAGUAAUGUAUUGUGUAAGUAUGGUAGCUUUGUUAAAUACUCAAAAUAUUUUGUACAUAGAAAUCAAUAUAAAUGGCCAUAUUUUGUUUGUAUUCCUUGUGUAACCUUAUUUAUGAUUUAUUUUUACAGUGUAGUCACAUCCAUUUGAAUGAAAUCCAUUUUAUGUUCAUAAUAGAAUUGAAUGUGUUUGUUUUAACUUAUUUCAAUAUACUUACUUUUUGGUGUCUUUUUUCCUGUAGUUGGUUGAACUUGGUUCAGAUAAGCUUUACAAUACAAGACAUUUUCAUUUAGUUAGUUAUUCUUUAGUGUCGAGGCUCUUUUUUUUUUCUGUGAAAAAAAAAUUGAGCAGCUACUAGGGAUUCUGGUAAUUUGAACUCUCCCUAUUAAGAAAUGCAACUGAGAAAAUUAAAUGGACUGGAAUCAAGGACAUGAAUCCAUUCUAGGUAACGUGAUUGACCAAACUGAAGAAAAAAAAUUGCAUGUGUAAUUUUUAUUGUAGAUACAUGUACCUUGUUUUGGUUUCUAUAGAGGCACUGUACAUAAUUUUGUAAAAGAGUUAUAUUAUUUAUUUAUUAUAUGAAAGUGAGAAAGUUAUAACCAUGGUUUUACCACGGGUGUGCCUAAUUUACAAAAGACGAGUUAUAGUUAUUAUAUCAUAGUUGAUGGGAAUGCGUGUCAAAGAAAUAACAAUGAUCUGUGAUGCAGUUAUAAUAUUUCAGAGAAGUAGUAGUUAUUAUCUAUACAAUUUUGACAUUUUUUUUUCGUUGUGUAAAAUGGUGCGGAAAAGUGUCACAUUUUUAUCAUGUCAACAAAAAGUACACAUAUGUAUUUAAUUGGUUGUUAUUAAUUCUAGAUUUCACUGUAUGUUAUCAUAUCUAAUAUACAAACACCCCAUAGCCAGACAAAUCCAGUGUAGAGAGCAUAGCCUUGAAUUGAACUUGUAGACACAUACUAGAGAAACAGUGCAUAUUAAUAGUAACACGAAUAUUAACACUGUUGAACUCGAACAAGUUUAACAAGUAUUAUUAUCGACUUUAUUAACGAAUGUUUUGUUUUUUAUGUUUUUUAAAGUUGGUAGUUUACUUUGUUAUGGCUGUUUUAUUUAUUUUCUUCUGUUGAAAUUGUAUUAUAAGACUUGCUGAAAAGGGCAAGGGAUGGACAUAUCUGGCUAUGGUGAAAACCAGUGUGGGGUCAGCUUUUCGUUUGAAGAUGGAUGAACUUGUUUCACCAUCUUAAUCACAAGUUUGAAUAAAAAUCUGAUGUCA
Ostrea edulis (European flat oyster) is the source of this 6927-nucleotide messenger RNA. Its product is annotated as nuclear factor 1 X-type-like. The coding region runs from base 851 to 3118 and encodes 755 amino acids. Lineage: Eukaryota; Metazoa; Mollusca; Bivalvia; Ostreida; Ostreidae. Gene Ontology annotation, cellular component: nucleus. Gene Ontology annotation, biological process: regulation of transcription by RNA polymerase II. The record is from RefSeq and is a predicted model, not a curated record. The transcript is spliced from 13 exons. Gene Ontology annotation, molecular function: RNA polymerase II cis-regulatory region sequence-specific DNA binding; DNA-binding transcription factor activity, RNA polymerase II-specific.